Galdieria sulphuraria is the source of this 1897-nucleotide messenger RNA. RefSeq names its product hormone-sensitive lipase. The coding region runs from base 6 to 1874 and encodes 622 amino acids. The record is from RefSeq and is a predicted model, not a curated record. Gene Ontology annotation, molecular function: triacylglycerol lipase activity; sterol ester esterase activity. NCBI's taxonomy places the organism in Eukaryota, Rhodophyta, Bangiophyceae, Galdieriales, Galdieriaceae. The transcript has 16 exons. Gene Ontology annotation, cellular component: cytosol. Gene Ontology annotation, biological process: cholesterol metabolic process; triglyceride catabolic process.
UUAAGAUGAAACUUCGUUCUAGUCGAGUCACCUUGGAAGCAUUUAAAAGUUGCAUAACGCUGCUAGAAAAGUUGCAACUCCAAGUAGAACUUGACAAAAAUAGGAACCGAACAAGUACUUCUUCAGAACGACUUGAAGAAAAACUGCAAGAUUACCAGUCGUUGUUGAGUACUCUCGAAGCUACUAAAGAACUUGUCGAACCUUUAGUUCAGUGUGAGUUGGAAAUAGUUGGUGUCAACUUUGUAGAGCCCAAGAAUGGUCCAGCUAACGGUUUCGACACACUACUCUAUAUUUUACAUUCGUUGUUGUGUAAAAUAAGAAACCUUUGUGAAAAACUAUUGGAUUCUCCAAGUGGUUGGAAAUCGUUGUUUCAGAAAAGGAACAUCUUGGAAAAGCUAUUAGCAAGACACGAACAACUGCGUUCUUUUUAUGCAAUAUUGUAUCUCGCUAUCAAAAUGAAGGAGGCAGUUGACGUUACUCAGACGCUUUUGGUGAGUGAAAAGAUACAUCCAGAUUUUACCCUGAGUCGAUGGAAACAAGUAGUCAAAACGGAUGCAUUUUUUGGUCGAUACUUUGGUUUUCAUUAUCAGUCGGAUAUUCGCCAAUUGUUAAGAAUGACUUUGGUUGCUAAGGAAACUAUACAUAAGACUUAUGAAGGGUGUCAAAAGGAACCCAAAUUCAAGACCAUUUCUUUAUUGGGUUGGGGUUGGUUUUAUAGUCACUUGCAAAUGUUCGAACAGUUAGGUUUAGAUGUGAAACAUGCAAAGCAAUUGGGAAUAGAAUUGUCGAGCCCUCCAACUAUCGAGCAAAUUCGGGCUUUUUGGAAUUUAAUAGAAGAGCCAUUUUUAGCUGGUUUAACACAGUUUGUAAGUGCAGAUGUUUCAACUGAUAAGACUUUUUGCAUUCCUCCGCCUUGUUUGCAUUCUUUGCGUCGUUUUGAGGAAAAUCUAUCUGCAUCACAUUUUCUACGUCUCCCUUCCUCAGAGGUUCGAAAUCCUGUACAAAUUCGAUACAUUAGUUAUCAUUGGCGAAAUAUUUCUGAAGAUACCAUUCAGCAAAGCGAUGCUGUACAAAAAAUGGAAAUGGAAGACUCGAAGCUUGUUUCUUCUGGUUUAACAGAAAAAUUAUCUCAUCAAAUGAAGAAUAUUGGAGUUUCAUGGGAUGGCUGGUUAAGAAAUAAAGCAAAUGAUCCUGCCAAAGGAUUGAUAGUCCAUAUUCAUGGAGGUGGUUUCAUAGCUCAGAGUUCCUCAAGUCAUUCAAUUUAUUUAAAAGAAUGGGCCGUAGAUCUUCCCAAUUCCUGUAUCGUAUCGAUUGAUUAUAAAUUAUCACCGGAACACAAAUAUCCUGUUGCUCUUGAAGAAUGUACUUAUGUUUACACUUGGCUAUUAGAGCAUCAUGACUUGUUAUGCACCACAGCAGAACGCAUUGUCGUUGUUGGAGAUUCUGCAGGAGGAAACUUGGCACUUGCUAUGGUUUUGAAGUUGCUGACUCGUGGACUACGAAUCCCAGAUGGAAUUGUUUUGGCAUAUCCUGCUCUUUAUCUAUUUCCAGCAUGGUCACCAUCUCGACUCUUGUCUUUGUUUGAUCCAUUGUUACCUGCUUCUGUUUUGGAAAUUUGUAUGAAAGCUUAUUUACCUGAAAAUGUCAAUGCAUACGAAGAUGUAUUUGUAUCUCCUGGAAUGGCUUCGGAUACUUACUUGAAAAAGCUGCCUUCUCUUUUAGUCAUAGCUGGUGGUUUAGAUCCUUUACUGGAUGAUUCAGUAGUAUUUGUUCAUCGCUUAAGACGAUGGAGAGAAGAUACAGAAAUACAAAUAUUUCCCAAUCUUCCUCAUGGAUUCUUAAACAUGGGACUAGUUCAAUACAUUUGCAAGUAGAAUGGUGCGGCAAUACAUCAUAA